Messenger RNA from Parathielavia appendiculata, 751 nucleotides. RefSeq lists its product as uncharacterized. The record is from RefSeq and is a predicted model, not a curated record. Lineage: Eukaryota; Fungi; Ascomycota; Sordariomycetes; Sordariales; Chaetomiaceae. The transcript is spliced from 3 exons. The coding region runs from base 140 to 607 and encodes 155 amino acids.
GUAGCUAGGCACGACCGGGACACCACGACCGCGAUUAAGAACCCUCACAACCACCGAGGUACGCGCGAGCCCGUCCCUCCAGCCAGACGAAGGUUGAGACACGGUAGCGCCGAUUGAAGCCAACUGCCACGACGGCAACAUGGAACGACAAGCGGCUACACCACAGGGCGAUGCCCAGCAAUUGGCAACGAUGAUGGCCCAAGUGAUGGCCCAGAUGCGAGACCAGAACCAACAGAUGAUGGCCCAGUUAAGGGACCAGAUCGACAAUCUUCGAACCGAGCAAGCCAACGAACGCGAAGCGAUGGGGCUGCAGAUCAAGGCCCUCCAGAAUCACAUUGCCGCCAUGCAGAAUACUUCCGUCGACACCCCGCCAGCAGCCACACCCACGCCUCAGCCAUCGGCAUCAGCUCCUCCAGCCCCUGCUUCGACCCAGACAAAAAAGAAACCAACGCUGCCAGACCCCCCUCGCUUCGACGGGGUUCGACGAAACGCCCCAAUUCCCAAGCAUAUGUCAAGAGGUCAACCCCAAAGCUCCCUGCGAUUGAAGAUCUGGUGGAUUCAGAGUCGGACGCAUCUGACCAGACGGAUGGUGAGGAAGAGGAGUUAAAAGAGUAGCUCCUGGCAGAAGUCGUUGCCAGGAGCAUUUGGAGGCUAAGCGAGCUUGGAAGGAGGCUGAGAAGGAGAUGGAUGAGGAACCAGUCAAAGCCCUCGUUCGACGCUUACGCCUCCCACGCAUCCCCAUUACCCCCCG